AGUAGGAGCCCGAGCACCUCCCAGCUAUAAUUCUCGGCAGCACGUUUUUCCCUUAAGGUAUUCCCCCGCCAAAGAAAAAAAAAAAAGUGUUUAGGUGCAGCCCGCAUUUACAUCUGAAGCUCUCGCCAGGCCCACCAUCACCAUUAAGUAGCGGACAAUACGAGACAAGUCUUAAGUUUCGACGAGGAAACGUACCACAACAAAUCAACUUCUUACUUAAUUGGUACAUGAUUAAAAGUGGUUAAUAUGUCGUCGUUCAGUCCUACUCAAAUCUUCGAAGAGGGCACCACCGAAGAGAAGGGAGAAAAUGCCCGUCUCGCCGCCUUCGUUGGCGCCAUCGCAGUGGGUGAUUUGGUGAAGAGUACGCUUGGCCCCAAAGGAAUGGACAAGAUCUUACAAUCAGCUUCUACCUCCGAAAUCAUGGUUACCAACGACGGUGCCACCAUUCUUAAGUCCAUAGCCCUCGAUAACGCCGCAGCGAAGGUCCUCGUCAACAUAUCGAAGGUCCAAGAUGACGAAGUCGGAGACGGUACAACAUCGGUGGCUGUAUUAGCAGCAGAGCUCCUACGAGAAGCCGAGAAGCUUGUCGACAAAAAGAUACACCCCCAGACUAUCAUCGAAGGCUACCGGAUAGCAAGCCAAGCAGCCCUUCAAGCAUUAGAAGGCUCUGCCGUAGAUCACAGCAAGAACCCCGAAGCUUUCAAGAAAGACCUACUCGCCAUCGCACGCACUACACUAAGCUCUAAGGUACUCGCCCAAGAUAGAGACCUCUUUUCGAAGCUCGCUGUCGAGGCUGUACUGCGACUGAAAGGAUCCUCCGAUCUAAGCCACAUUCAAAUCAUCAAGAAGGCUGGUGGGAAGUUGAGUGACUCCUACUUAGAUGAAGGGUUUAUUCUCGACAAGAAGAUUGGAGUUAACCAGCCCAAGCGACUAGAGAAGGCCAAGAUAUUAGUCGCUAACACAUCUAUGGAUACGGAUAAAGUCAAGAUCUUCGGCGCGCGUAUGAAGGUCAGCUCCACUGGGAAGUUGGCCGAGCUCGAGAAAGCCGAGAAGGACAAGAUGAAGGCUAAGGUUGAUAGAAUCAAGGCGCAUGGUAUAAAUUGUUUUAUCAACAGGCAACUGAUCUACAACUGGCCCGAACAACUCUUUACUGACGCCGGCAUCAUGUCCAUCGAGCACGCCGACUUCGAUGGUAUCGAGCGCCUGGCUUUGGUCACCGGUGGUGAGAUCACAUCCACAUUCGACCAUCCAGAGCAAGUAAAGCUUGGCCACUGCGACUUAAUCGAGGAGGUCAUUAUCGGCGAGGACACCCUCAUCAAAUUCUCUGGCGUGGCUGCGGGCCAGGCUUGUACCAUUGUACUUCGAGGUGCUACAGAACAGUUGCUAGACGAAGCAGAGCGUUCACUACACGACGCGUUGGCCGUUCUCUCCCAGACUGUCAAGGAGCCGAGAACAACACUGGGUGGCGGGUGCGCUGAGAUGCUUAUGGCUAAAGCAGUAGAAGGCGCAGCGACUCGAGUAGAAGGCAAGAAGCAAAUGGCCGUAUCAUCGUUUGCCAUUGCUUUACGACAGUUACCGACCAUUCUUGCCGACAACGCAGGAUUGGACUCUAGUGAUCUUGUCGCUAGAUUGCGGAAAGCCAUUUAUGAUGGUAUGUCGACCUACGGUUUAGAUCUGAUGGCACCUGGUGGAGGAAUAGCAGAUAUGCGAGACUUGGGAGUGAUCGAGAGCUACAAGUUGAAGAAAGCGGUUGUAUCGUCGGCAAGUGAAGCCGCAGAAUUACUCCUAAGAGUUGACGACAUAAUCCGAGCAGCACCACGGAGGAGAGAAAGACACUGAUGGAAGUCGCAUGCAAUAAAAGGAUGUAAAAGUAACAUAGACUAGGCCUUAGACCAUGGCAAUACCCUGACAGAAUGAGCAGCUCGGCUUGUCUAGUACAAAUACGUCUUCGUGUGAGAUAAUAUUUGCGAUGAUCUUUAUAUGUACCUAACUCGGGUAGGCGAUAGGACCACUCUCGGACUAGGUAUGUGUGACGAUAUACAUAUGGGUAUUGUGGAGGAUUACAGGCAAUGACAUCCUCUUAGGCACGUUCGGGUUAAAACUGAAAACUCUUUAAGAAGGACGCAGUUCUUCGCAUAUCUAACGAUCUUCCGAUUCAUCGCCUAUUGUUCAUCUUCUACCAAGCAAUGCCGCGAUAAUGUAUUAUAGUACAAGCACUGACAUCUAAACAUCGAGCAAAGUUCCUUAGAUAUAACCCCAUCUUCUGGUAGCACACAGUAUAAUUUGCUGACACCGAAACUCCGACAAAAAGCAACUUGCUAGGCCCAUUUUCAAGCUCUAGUCCACGAGGUAACGAGUUCAUUUAUUCUACGUAAACUUCUUUUAAUAAAAAUGGAGUUUCAUACGUGUAGCUAGGACCGCUACAAGCAUACGAUUUGUAUAACCGGGGCUCCCGGGUAGCAGCGCUAAAUAAUUUCCAAGGGUUUCUAAUUCUAAAAAGCA
This is a messenger RNA of Hypoxylon trugodes, 2502 nucleotides long. Its product is annotated as chaperonin Cpn60/TCP-1 family. Bases 247 to 1839 code for a protein of 530 amino acids. Gene Ontology annotation, molecular function: ATP-dependent protein folding chaperone; ATP binding; ATP hydrolysis activity. Gene Ontology annotation, biological process: protein folding. NCBI's taxonomy places the organism in Eukaryota, Fungi, Ascomycota, Sordariomycetes, Xylariales, Hypoxylaceae. The transcript has 4 exons. The record is from RefSeq and is a predicted model, not a curated record. Gene Ontology annotation, cellular component: cytosol; chaperonin-containing T-complex.